AUGGCAUCUUUUCCGCUGAGCGCACCACGACCUGCAGUAAAUACGUACCGAGCAUUUAGCACCGCAUCGUCUUCGAAUGACAAAAUCUCAUCGCGACCGAUAGCCUUGACGCGCUUUCGCAAUCAAACCGCCACCCGAUCACUACACAACGACAAUGGUAAUGAACGAUUAUCUGGCCCUCAAUACUCAAUAGCAGCGCUUCCGCAUCGCCGCCUCAUCUCCCUCGCUGGCCCCGAUACUGCGAAGUUCCUACAGGGGCUCAUUACGAACAACGUCGACCCAAGCCGUCAAUCGUCCUUCUACGCAGCCUUUCUCGACGCGCGCGGUAGAGUAUUGUGGGAUGUCUUUGUCUGGGUGUGGCCAAAGUUAGUGGCGGAGAAGGAACAUUGGGCAUGCUACAUUGAGGUCGAUGAGAGCGAGCUGGAGCCUCUGAAAAAGCAUUUGAAGAGGCAUAAACUCCGGAGUAAGGUGCAAGUUGAGGAUGUGGGUGCAGACAAGAUGCGCGUGUGGGCGGCUUGGGGCUCGGAAGUUGGGCAACCCAAAUCAGAAGGUCUGGUCGCUGAAAUGAGCGAUCCACGCGGCCCAGACAUGCGUCGUUAUCUCGUAGGCGAUGGUGCAUCGAUGAUAUUGGAUGGGGCUGCUAAGGCAGUGGAAGUACGGGAAUACCACCAUCAACGCUACAGAAAUGGCAUACCCGAAGGUCCGCAAGAGAUACCAAGAGAAAGCGCAUUGCCAAUGGAGUGUAACAUUGAUCUCUGGCAUGGUAUAGAUUUCAAGAAGGGCUGCUACGUUGGCCAGGAACUUACCAUUCGCACAAAACACACCGGCAUCGUACGGAAGCGUAUCUUACCUGUCCAUAUCGACAGCCUCAGCACACCAAAUACGCUACCGGAAUACGGAGCAGAUAUUAAGCAGCUAGAUGAAAGCGGUAACAUUAAAAAGGGGCGUGCAGCAGGCAAGUUCAUUGCGGGUAUUGGAGAAGUGGGUCUUGCACUGUGUCGAUUGGAAAACAUGACUAGUAUGAAGAUCAGUGCCGAGGGAGGGACGUGGAAGCCUGGAAUGGAGUUUGGAUGCGAGACAAAUGAGGGGGUUGUCAAAGUCAAACCCAUGCUUCAUGAUUGGUUUGUACUGAGGGAGAGGGAGCUGUGGGAUAAGAAUAGGCUGAGGCUAUAG
Messenger RNA from Alternaria atra, 1173 nucleotides. RefSeq lists its product as uncharacterized. The transcript has 2 exons. Bases 1 to 1173 code for a protein of 390 amino acids. Gene Ontology annotation, molecular function: protein binding. The record is from RefSeq and is a predicted model, not a curated record. Lineage: Eukaryota; Fungi; Ascomycota; Dothideomycetes; Pleosporales; Pleosporaceae. Gene Ontology annotation, cellular component: mitochondrial matrix.